AUGGAGCUGCCAUCGCAGCCUAAUCUGAGAGUGACGAUCAUCGCGGCAGAUGGCCUGUACAAGCGAGAUGUCUUCCGAUUCCCGGACCCAUUCGCCGUCGCUACCAUCAGUGGCGAACAGACGAGGACAACGGGUGUUAUCAAGAAAACGUUGAAUCCGUACUGGAAUGAGGCCUUUGACAUGCGCGUGACCGAAGAGAGCAUCCUCGCUGUUCAGAUCUUCGACCAAAAGAAGUUCAAGAAGAAGGAUCAGGGCUUCCUCGGCGUGGUCAAUGUCCGCAUUGGCAGUGUUAUUGACAUGGACGCCGGCGGAGAAGAAAUGAUCACACGAGACCUCCGCAAGUCCAACGAUAACCUGGUCGUGAACGGCAAGCUGAUCUUGAACCUCUCGACGAACCUCCGAGCACCGAUCGCGAACGGUAACCAAGCGAGCAACUCGAGGCCAGCGGGCUCCUCCGCAGGACCAUCUACCAAUGGCGCCCACACCCCUUCGACGCCCGUUGGCGCGCAGUCAAGUGCAUCGCUUGCUACUCCUUCUGUGAGCACACCAGGAUCUGCUGCCGUGACUCGUCAGAACGCUGCAUCCGCCGCACCGAACGCCGCACCCGCUGUUAAUGGCAAUGGGGCGCCACCGCCGGGCAGAAAUCAGUCUGGGUUCAGCGCAUUCGAGGAUGCUCAAGGGAGAUUGCCGAAUGGCUGGGAAAGACGCGAGGACAAUCUUGGCCGGACAUACUACGUGGACCACAACAGCAGACAGACGACCUGGAUCAGACCAACGGCCAACUUCAACGCUGGCGAACAAGCUGCGCAACUUCAACAACAGCAGAAUGUGGAACGAUCGAGACAUCAGGCUCGUAUGCUUCCCGAAGAUCGCACCGGGGCCAAUUCGCCUACACUGUCCGAUCGCAAUUCGCCUUCUCACACUCCAAGUGUAUCUGGUGCUAACAACGCCAGCGCUGCUCAAAUGGUGGCUACUGGUGCUACGACUGCUGGCUCUGGCGAACUUCCAGCUGGCUGGGAGCAGCGUCACACGCCUGAAGGUCGAGCAUACUUCGUCGACCAUAACACGCGCACAACCACAUGGGUCGACCCCAGGCGGCAGCAGUACAUAAGGAUGUACGGCCAAAGCGCUGCGGGCAACAGUACGAUUCAACAACAGCCAGUCUCGCAGCUUGGACCUCUACCUAGCGGGUGGGAAAUGCGGCUGACCAACACUGCGCGGGUAUACUUUGUGGACCAUAACACGAAGACCACAACAUGGGACGACCCGCGAUUGCCCUCUUCCUUGGACCAGAAUGUACCGCAGUACAAGCGUGAUUUCCGAAGGAAGCUUAUCUACUUCCGAUCACAACCUGCGCUGCGCAUACUAUCUGGACAGUGUCAUGUCAAGGUUCGCCGCACGCAUAUCUUCGAGGACAGUUACGCGGAGAUCAUGCGUCAAAGUCCGAACGACCUGAAGAAACGCCUCAUGAUCAAGUUCGAUGGCGAGGAUGGUCUCGACUACGGUGGUCUUUCGAGAGAAUUCUUCUUCCUACUCUCUCACGAGAUGUUCAACCCAUUCUACUGCUUGUUUGAGUACUCGGCACACGACAACUACACCUUGCAGAUUAACCCACACUCCGGUAUCAAUCCUGAGCAUCUUGGCUACUUCAAGUUCAUUGGACGCGUGGUAGGAUUGGCCAUCUUCCACAGGAGAUUUUUGGACGCAUUCUUCAUCGGUGCCUUUUAUAAAAUGAUCUUAAAGAAGAAGGUCAACCUUGCCGAUAUGGAAGGAGUCGAUGCAGAGUUCCACCGCACUCUCACUUGGGCCAAGGAGAAUGACAUCACGGACGUCAUUUACAGCACUUUCUCUGUCGAAGACGAGCGAUUUGGUGAGAAGGUCACCGUCGACCUCAAGCCUGGAGGUCGAGACAUUGAAGUCACCAACGAGAACAAGGAGGAGUACAUUGAACUCAUCACGGAAUGGCGAAUUCAGAAGCGAGUUGAGGAGCAGUUCAAUGCCUUUGUCGCUGGCUUCCACGAGUUGAUUCCGGCAGAUCUGGUCAACGUCUUCGACGAGCGAGAACUGGAAUUGCUCAUUGGAGGUAUCGCAGACAUCGACGUCGAUGACUGGAAGAAGCACACCGACUACCGAGGAUACACGGAGAACGAUGUGGUCAUUCAGAACUUCUGGAAGUGCAUUCGCAGCUGGGACGCAGAACAGAAGUCCCGUCUCUUGCAGUUCGCAACGGGUACAUCUCGUAUUCCCGUCAACGGCUUCAAGGACCUGCAGGGUUCAGAUGGACCUCGCCGCUUCACAAUCGAAAAGUCCGGAGAGGAAGCACAACUUCCCAAAUCGCACACAUGUUUCAACAGGCUGGACCUACCGCCCUACAAAUCGUACGAUGCGCUCACUCAAAAGCUUACGUGGGCUGUGGAGGAGACUGUUGGAUUCGGACAGGAGUAG
This is a messenger RNA of Fulvia fulva, 2445 nucleotides long. RefSeq names its product putative E3 ubiquitin-protein ligase hulA. Lineage: Eukaryota; Fungi; Ascomycota; Dothideomycetes; Mycosphaerellales; Mycosphaerellaceae. Gene Ontology annotation, molecular function: ubiquitin protein ligase activity; protein binding. Gene Ontology annotation, biological process: ubiquitin-dependent protein catabolic process. The coding region runs from base 1 to 2445 and encodes 814 amino acids. The record is from RefSeq and is a predicted model, not a curated record. The transcript is spliced from 7 exons.